Messenger RNA from Candidozyma haemuli, 411 nucleotides. RefSeq lists its product as uncharacterized. The record is from RefSeq and is a predicted model, not a curated record. NCBI's taxonomy places the organism in Eukaryota, Fungi, Ascomycota, Pichiomycetes, Serinales, Metschnikowiaceae. The transcript has a single exon. Bases 1 to 411 code for a protein of 136 amino acids.
AUGGCUCUGGUGGAUAAUAAACCUAAGGAUAUCUCGUGCAAGGGGCCUGACGGGGCUGAUUUCGAGUUCCAGAGAGUGCUGUUUGAAGAUAAACUCGUGAUUAAUAUCCUUAUAGAUGGGGUUAUGGAUACGUCGUUUGACCUUCCACUUUCUACACUGAAGGCUAUAGAUUCGCUGGUUUUGACCAGUGAAGACUCGUUGGGCGUUGAGCCGGUAGUGCUCGUGGGAGAUCCACAUAACUUGAAGCUUCAGGUGGUGGCUGGACAGAUAGGCAAAGUGGUGUACCUGCUGGGGAACAGACGGAACGUGAUUUUGAGUAUGGGCUCGAGAUGGUUUGGCAGGGAAACGCAGGAUGGGGACUUUGAAAAGUUGAUGUUUGUGUUGGAGAAGGUUAAAGAGGUCCUCAAUUGA